AAUCCACCUUCUGCCCAUGUUUUCCAUUCCGAUUUCGAUCCGACUCAGAAAAUGUAUAUCUCCGAAACCUGAUUACCAGGCCAGUUGGACAGAGAAUGAGCUACAUGGACGACUGUUUUGCCGGAGCCACGCAGGACUUCCUCAUCUGCAUCACCAUUCACAAGGCCAUCAAGGUGGGCGUAUCUACCGGAGAUCUGUACGUGCGGAUGAGCGUGGACAAGAUGACCAAAAGCACCAAGUCGUACCCCAACACCGAGAACCCGUUCUUUAACGAGUACUUUGUUUUCGAGUUCAACUGCACCCUGGCCGAACUCCUUCGGCUGACGAUCCUCUUCGAGCUGAAGAAGCACAUGACCUACAAGAAGAACGUAGUGGUGAGCGAGCUGAUGGUAGAUCUGCACAGCGUAUGGAACCAGGUCAAUCAUGGGUACUUUAAGAAGUGGGGUCGCCUAGAGGUACCCAUAGGGGACAAUCCCACCCAGGAAGCGGCCCAAGAGAGCCACGGCUACCUGCAAAUCGAUUUGGCUAUCGUAUCCCAGCAAAGUGCCGUGGUCAGUAGCUCACUGCGACCGGGGAAUCCGGAUACCCAAACGAUGAACAAGUGGGCAGUGGACCACGAUUUCGAUGACGUCGAAAAAAAUCUGCUGACAAACGCUACCUCAAUGGCUCCAAGCAACAUCCGCUAUUUCAUAGCCUUCUACCGGGGCUACUUCCUCCGGCAGAGCAGCUACAUGAUCCAAGUAUCGUUCGCCGGCUUCAAUGGAAAAACCCCGGUGGCCAAGAAUACGACGACGCCUGUAUGGAACCACGAGAUCUACUUCGCCUGGAUGUAUCCCUCUGUAGCCCAGCGGCUCCUCAUCUUAAUUUUAGUCCACGAGAAUUUGCAGUGGAAGUGUGUGGCCGAGUUCGAAUUGUCCUUCGAGGAAAUCGCCUUUAAAGGCACCCCGUCUUUGGGACCCACCUACAUACACCUUUACGACCCCAUCAACCCAAUGGUCUAUGUGGGUCGCCUGCUAAUGGAAGUGCGUUCCGAGAUGCUGACAGAAUCCCAGCCCAGUCACGCGCUGUCCUCGAAAACGGUGGUGGGCCUGGAUGAGUCACGUUACUGGUACGACGAAAUAUACCUGGUGGAGUUCCUCCCGUUAAUGGGUCAUAACAUUCAGACUUCGGACAAUGAGUACAAGAUUACGGCGUGUCUGGCCGAGCAUAGCUCCAAUGUGCUGGAAGGAAUGCUAAAGAUGCCAUCGGGUCGCUUCCAAUCCUCCUUGCAUUCGAAGAGUUUCCGCCGAAAGGCUCCCUUCCGAUCCUGCAUGUUCCGCGUCCGCUUGCCAGAUAAUCGAGCCAAGUAUGAGAGUGAUUUCUUCAUGUUGGAUGUGGCCAACUUCAUGCACUCUGAGCUGGACAUCUUCAAGAUAUUCCAGCUGAAGCAUCCAAUGCAGGAAGAGGAACAGGCCAAAUGCCUGAGGGCCAUUGUGGGUAAUAUUCUGACCAGGAUCAAGGAGGGUCUGGAUGCCCACCGCUUCGACCACGAGGUGAAACCGCAGCGAACUACCUGGGACAUCAACCGGCAGCUGUACCUGCUGGACUAUUUCGUCAAGCUGCCCCAGAAGCUCCACCAGCUGAGGCAGCGACUGCGUAGCUGCUACUUGGAGCACCUGGGAGCCACUAUGGGGGAUGUGGUCAAUGAACUGCAGCGCCUAGUGGCUGAGAUUGGAGCUUUGUGUAAUAUGGCCCGCCUGCAGGACGAGUGGCCGGAGUUGGUUUUGACCCUCAGCGCGGGAGGCAAAGAACUGGGAAGGUGUCGCCUGAAUGCCAAACUCUUUCUGCACCUUCGCCAGCAGGACUUACCGCUGCAGCAGGAAACGCUGUCUUGGCGACUGAGGAGCUUUCCCUUCAAGGCCUCCAGUUGUACCCACACCUGUCCCAAUUGUGGUUGCACUACUGCCAUUAUUUCGGGAUGCCUUUCUAUCGUUGUGGAACGCGAGAGAACGGAUUUCUUCACAUCGGUCAGAUCGGAUUGGAACAGUCUCGAGCCCAUGUUGUGGCAGCCAACCACAGACCAGACACAGUUUAUCUGCCACGUCUACGUUCAUCAGGCCAAGAUUCGUCAGUGGGGCGAGAAGAAGAGCGCCGUCGACUCCCACUUAAGGAUCCUGUUUGCGGACCAGGUCGGCGAAACUUAUAGAUCCCCUGGGACACUAACUCCCAUUUGGAAUACCGUGAUGACCUUCAAAUCCCUCUCCCUUCCCGGAGGCGUCAAUCUUUAUGCCAAGAAUCCACCCCUGCUCUCGUUGGAGUUCUUAACCUCGGAAAAGAUCAUCUCCGAUACUAUCGUGGGCAUGGGCUCCGUGUCAGCCAGCGUCAUCAGCGAGGAUAGGGCCACCGGCUCCAACUGGGAGGACACAGGUAGCCAUUGGUGGUGCACAAAUCCAGUUCAGAAUUUGCAAAAGCUGAGGCAUUUGACUCCACCGCCACUUAAAUGGGUGCCAAUAUCCAGGAAGGGUUCCGUUCAGGCCGAGGUCCUGAUGUCGGCAGAGCUCAUCGAACUGUCUCUGGAGGACAGUAUGCAAGAUGCACGCAAGGAGCCACUGCUGGCCACGGGAAUUCCCGCAGCCAUCAAACCGAAUAUGCAGAAUUUUAUCCUAGAGGUAUUCUUUGUGGGAUUACGAAACUAUACCAAGAGCAGCAUGAGCUCGGCGGGCAAGCGGAAAAUCAGGGUGAUGAUGGGCGACCUGGUCUUGACCAGUGGACCCUCGAUGGCUCGCGUUCGGAACACCAUCAACUUCCUGGUGGCCUAUGCCUCGGGUGUCGUGAGCCUGCCCGAUCAGCAGGAGUACUGGCCACCCAUUAUAACCACUGACGUGCUGCUUUCCGGCUUCAACAGUGAGUCCACCUUGGGAGCUGCUCUUAUUCCCAACUCGACGAGUUUCCUUCAACGCGACAAGACGCUCAGGUGUGUGUCCGCAAGGAGGCAGCCUUCCAGUGAUACCUCCACCACGGUCACUAUGGAUGCGGUCGAGGAGAAGGAGGAGGAGACGGAUGAAGAUGCAGAGCUGGAAUGGGAGGAGGAGGGCCCGCCAGCCAGAAUUACCAGCUGGUGGAGGCGAUUGUUGUUCAUCUUGGGGCUGAGGACGGCUGCCUACGCCAACCGGCAGGCGCUGAAGUACGAAGGUAACCUGGACGAAUCGGAGAUGGGCGAUGAGCGGGAGUACACCUGGUGGACCAAGUUCUACAACUCGAUGUACUGGAGUGCAGCGGAAAUGACCCAUGAGCACAAGCACCGCCUGGUCAUCUAUCCCAACGAGCUGGAAAAGGAGUCGCAGUUCGGUUACCUCAAGGACUGGGCCUUGGCCGUUUCAUUGGUCCACGGAGUCAAGUUCAAGAAGCAGGGUCCUCCGCGAGAGGAUGUCUAUGCCACGUUGAAGCUGCAGUUUAAGCUGACGCCCUGCCAGUGCUCGGUUCUCGAGGAUCCGGAAGCCGGUGGCGACAUGAUUCGUCCCAUGACCAAUCCUCUAAAUCAACGUGACCAGGCGUCGCUACGCUCACUGCAGGAGACUGUGAAGCUAAUCGUAAGGGUGUACCUAGUCCAGGGCAUCCAGAUGCGUCCUAGGGAUCUGAAAGGUGACUCCGAUUGCUACGUGAAGAUCUACCUCGGUGGCAAAACCGUUACCGAUCGAGCCAACUACAGUCCCAACCACAGCAAUCCUGUAUUCGGGCGUCUAUUCGAGCUGGAGGCAAACCUACCCGGAGACCACAUGCUGCAAAUCGUUGUUCACGAUCAUGACAAGGUCAGGGAUGAGAUUAUCGGUCAUACUUUCAUUGAUUUGGAGGAUCGCUGGAGGAGCAGGCAUCGGGCCACAGUGGGUUUGGCCAACGAGUAUAGCAAGAGUGGCUACAACCAUUGGCACGAUCACAAAUUGCCCUCGGAGAUCCUCUUGGAUCUCUGUAAAAAGAGGGGAAUUCCCCCGCCAUACUACUAUGGCAAUGCCAUCGAGGUAGACGGCAUGCUGUUUGGGGAUGAGACUGUGAUCUCAAAAGAUGAGUCACUAGGUGAGCGCCUCAGCCUGGCCGUACUCAAGAACCUGGAGAAGCUUCCUUCUCUGGGCUAUAAACUAGUGCCUGAGCAUGUGGAAACCCGAUCCCUUUAUCGUGAUGAUUAUCCAAACGUUGAACAGGGUAAGCUGCAGCUGUGGGUCGAGCUAUUCGAGGCGAACAUCUAUGUGCCCAAUGCCAUUGACAUAACGCCGGUGCCGCCUGCGUAUUUCGAGGUGCGUGUCGUGGUCAAGAAACUGGUAGGCAUCCAGGCCGGCGACAGGAACAUUUUCGGGAAACUAAUGAGCGACAUAUACGUGAUUGGAUGGUGCGAGGACGAGGACAAGGAGCAAUCUACCGAUAUCCAUUACCGCUCAUUUGCGGGUGAUGCGGCCUUUAAUUGGCGCAUGGUCUUCGGCAUGAAGUACUCCCCCAACGAGGACCUGAUGGUCAUCCGGCGCAAGCAUGGGCUGCAGGAGGAGAUCGAGUUCAAGAGGCCGCCCAUUAUCUAUCUGCAGGUGUGGGACAAGGACGUAAUCACACGGGACGAGUACCUGGCCGCUCUGGAGCUGAAUCUCUCCAACAUGCACGUUCCAUACAGCAGCGCCCAGUUGUGCAAGCCGUUUCCUAAGAAACGAAAGCGCAUCAAUCUCUUCAAGCGCAAGGUCAUCUCCGGGUGGUUUCCCCUUGAGAGUAAUCCGCAUCCCGCGCAAGCCGAAAGAGAAAAGGUCAAGAUGGGCAAGAUGCAGCUGCAGAUUGAAGUCUGCACGGAUAUGGAGGCAUCCAACCGACCGGCUGGACUUGGACAGGAUCCGCCAAUGGCUCUAGAGGCACCUUACCGGCCAGAUACCUCUUUCAAUCCCCUAACAAAUCCUUGGAAAUCCUUCAAGCACAUUCUCUGGCCCGCCAUACGGAAGUAUGUCCUUUGGACUGUACUUAUAUUGGCCAUUGUCGUGGGACUAGUGUUCACCUUUUCCGACCUGCCCGCCAAGCUCAUGGGCAUUCCAUUUAAGUGAGGUUUUAUUUUUAAGGGUUUUUAAUUUGUUUGUUUGUUUAUAUGUUUGUUUAGUUGUUCGUUUUAUGUUCUGAGCUAAAUUGAAUUGCUGUUUGCAUUUUUAAAUAUUUUCCAAUAAAUUUCGUUAUUUUUUCAUA
Molecule: messenger RNA, 5184 nt
Organism: Drosophila kikkawai
Lineage: Eukaryota; Metazoa; Arthropoda; Insecta; Diptera; Drosophilidae
Gene: mfr
Product: misfire
Biological process (GO): plasma membrane organization
Source: RefSeq, a predicted model, not a curated record